Rubroshorea leprosula is the source of this 565-nucleotide messenger RNA. Lineage: Eukaryota; Viridiplantae; Streptophyta; Magnoliopsida; Malvales; Dipterocarpaceae. The record is from the annotation of a GenBank genome assembly.
AAUGAUUACAAUACAAACAAAAGAAAACUAAUACAUUAGGGAGAAGAUGAAGUUGGUGAAUGAACUAGACUCGGGGAUGGGUGUUCUCGGGGAGGGCGGUGCCGGAGUUGACUUUUGCGACGUCGAGAGCAGAGGCCUCAGGCUUCUUCUUGGAGUACAAUACCAAGUAACCAAUGGUGGCAACAAUGGCCAAGCCGCCAAGCCAACGGCCAUUUUGCUGGAAACUGCACUAGUUUUUUACGCUGGUGAAGGACCUCUGAUGAAUGCCGUGCUGAUUGGUCUGGUCCUGCCAUUGCAUAAUCCUUUCUUCUGUAAGAUCUUUCUCCUCUUAGUGUAUCCAUUGUAUAUUUUCUGGCUGUGCAGUGGAAUGAAGUUUAGACGGAGCGAUGAGGGUGGCCAGAAAAGUAGGAGGUGGUUUAUGGGUCGAUGGACACGUGGCAGAUGCCCAAUGACUACCCUGUGGGUCAAUGACAAGUGGCAGCUGACCCAUUAAGAUUUCCCGUGGAGAUCUGCUGAAAAAUUUUAGCCAGAGAAGAUAGGGAACCAAAUUCAUCCAAAUGUUUCC